UCCUGCUACAGCAGCAUGGGCUGGUAGUAGUGUUGACUGUUAGCUGAUGUCUGUAGAGAUGGUGGAGCUCUCCGUAAAAACCGCGGAGCCGGUCCGAGCCGCCGGCGUCCUGCAGCAGAACCGGGUCUUCCUCGACUUCUUCUGGGACCUGGCCAAACCGGAUCAGGAGGUCCGGCUGAAGGCGGUAGAAGACCUGAUCCAGUACCUGAAGACCAACGAUAAGGCAGAUGAAAUGGAAUACACCUUUAAACGGCUGGUGGAUGGACUGGGGCACGCACGAGAGACUGCGAGGCCUGGAUUCAGUCUGGCUCUGGGACAUGUCUUGAGUGCGUUUGAGGACGUCCCUCUGCAGAGUGUCCUCGACAGAGUCAAAGAAAAGCACAAUCUGCUGACAGUGAAGAAGAAACUUAUCAGAAAUGCCAUGUUUGGAAACCUGUUCGGCGUCCUCGCCCUUCAACAGUCCAGUCGCCUCUCUGAAGAGCCGCAGGUGGUGCUGGGUUGUGUUCAGCUCCUCCAGAGCCUCAGUCAGCACAGACAACACUUGAAGGACCUGCCCAAUAAAACCAUGAUGGACAUCCUCAAUGAGAUCCCAGAGGAGGUUUUUGAGGAGGUCCUGCUGAGCACACUGAAAACUGACCUGGCCUCAGCCUUCAGCACUCCGGAACAGAUGCAGUUGCUGCUGGUGGCGCUGCAGCGUUUCCCACAAACACUCAAACCCAAAAAACUCAAGAAGCUGCUGGGCUCCUCGACCAUCAUCAACGCUGAAAACAUCCCAAAGCUGGUAGAGGUGUUAAAGACGGCAGCUCGCUCUGUGAAGAAGGAGUGCGUCCUCCCGGGAGUGGUCCUGGACCUCCUGAAGCUCUCCCUGAAGGAGGACAGCUUCCAGCUCUUCUGGAGUAAAGCCAUCGCAGAGGGCAUGUUGAAGGAUCAGCAGCAGGGACCGACACAUUACCUGAGCUUCCGUCUGCUGGGCAGCGCUCUGCCUCAUCUGUCUGUGGACCAGCUGAAGGAGGUGCUGUCCGGGGAGGUGAUGAUGAACUACGGGGAGCACGUGGUUUCUGCUCAGAAACCUGACCGCUUCAAGCUCGCCCCAGAGAUGGAAGUCUACGUGUCGGACUUCUUGCAGGGCUGUGAGGACUCGGAUAAACAGCUGGUGGUGAUGGUGGCCUUCUCCUCGCUGACCAACCAGGGUUACCCCGUGGUGCCGUCGGUGUGGAGGGUGGUGCAGCACCUCCAGCCUGCAGCUCUGCAGGGUUAUGUGGACUGGCUGAAGCUCACGUUCACGAAGCCUCAGUUCGACAAGCUGCUGGACUUCAGCACUCGCAAACAGAAAGAAAACAAGGAUGCACGGGAACAGAAAGAGGAGCCCAUAGUCCGCCUGAGGAAGUGGAUCGUUUCUCGACUCACCUCAAUUAUUGACAACCACCAGGUGAAGAAGCAGGAGGAUCUCAUCAUGGAUGUGGCCAGGUUCGUCUUCUUCCACGCUUUCUUCAGCUCCACGAAAGCUACGGCUGACAUCGCAGAGACGAAGGGGAAGCUCUCCGUCCCAGUUGAUGAUAAAACCAGAGCAGUGCUCGUCAGUUCUUUCUUUGGUCUUCUCCUGUCCAUGCACCACCUGCCCCUCGCUGACGACUCAGCCGAAGGCGCGGCCGCCAACCAGAAGCGAGUGCUGGGUGCGACAGCCGAUGGCACCAUGUGGAUCUACCACCUGGUCCAGUACGCCCAAGUCCUGCUAAGCCACCCAAAAUCCAUCCAGAGCAACAAACCUUUCAGCCCUGAGCAGACACAGGCCUGGGACAGCAUGCUGGAGUCAGUGGCGAACCUGAAGAAGAAAGCAAAGAAAGGCCAAACCACAGAGAGCCGUGCCUUCCAGCAGCUCUUCCUAUUAGUCGGAAUGCACCUCUUCAAGGCGCCUGAGGAGCUGCUGGACAUCAUGAAGGACCUGCAGAGCUGUGUCGACAAAGCCCAGGAGAAGAAAUCCAAGAAGAAAAAGAAGAAGCAAGCCACAGAGGAGGAGCAGGAGCCUGAUUGGGUGGAGGUGAUGGUGGACAUCUUGUUGUCCCUGCUGUCCCAGCCGAGCCGCCACAUCAGACAGGUCUGCAAAACCGUCUUCACCUCCAUCUGCCCCCACGUUACCCAAGCCGCCCUCACCGCCAUCUUAGAAGUUUUGGACCCAGAGAAGGAUGAGGAGGACGGUGCUGUGUCUAUCACUGACGACAAAACCCAGAAGACAAAACUAGAUGAGGAAGAUGGGGAGGAAGAAGAGGAGGAAGAGGGUGAAGAGGGGGAAGAAAUGGAGGAGGAGUCCUCAGAAGGAGAAGAUGAUGACUCGGACAAGGAUGAUGAAGCAAUGGAGGAAGAGGAAGACGAGGAGCAAUUGGAAGGAGAGGUGGACCAAAAUUUCCGUUUGGACUUGAUGAAGGUGUUGCAGCAGCAGAACGCUCUGGCCACAGAGGAGGAUGCCAGCGAUGAAGAAGACCUGGAUGAUGACGCCAUGAUGGAGCUGGAUAAAGGCCUGGCAGCUGUGUUCACGGAGCAUAAGAAGGCGGCCCAGGCCAAGAAGGAUGAGAAGACAAAAAAACACAAAGAGAAGAUGCUGGUCCGGGACUUUAAGAUCAAGGUGUUGGACCUCAUUGAGGUUUUCGUGGCACGGCAGGCCGGCAGUCCUCUGGUGCUGGGUUUGGUGGAGCCUCUGCUCAACCUCAUCGACAGAGGAAUGAGCUCCGACAGCAACCAGCAGGAGCAGGACUUCCUGCGCCGAGCUGCAGACAUCUUCAGGAACCAGCUUUGUAGGUCCAAGGUUUACUGCAGGACCGCUGCUGACAGACAGGGGGAGCUCCAUGACCUGCUGGAGAAACUGAUGACCAAAGCCCAGAAACUGAACGACUCCUCAGUUUGUCUCUACUACUUCAGUGCGUCUCUGUACGUGGUGAAGGUGCUGAAAGGAGUUCCUCCCACCGCCGAGACAGAAAAGCAGCAGACGGAUGAGAAGUCAGCGGAAAGCGAACUGAGGUUCAUGGGUAACUUGGAUGCAGAUCGCGUCUCGGCCGUCUUCAGGGAAGCUCUGACCUCCUUCAUGGGCCGCAGGAAGAGCCCUCUGACCGCUCAGAUGUUCACAGACUUGUUCAACAGAUUCCCCGUUUUGUGUGUGAGUCUGUUGGAUACAGCUGUGCAGCACAUCACAUCUGCAGUCAGACAACAUCAGCAGGGCCAAGCUUGUGUGCUGGUUUUGCGGGGGAUGCAGAGCAGGGAGGUUCAGAAGCUUCUGAGCGGUGCUCCUUGGACAGAGCUGUGUGUGAAGAUUACAGGUCAGCUGGCAGCGUGUCUUCAGCAGCUUGGGGAACAGACUGAGAGCAAGGUGGUGAGGGAGAAGGUGUUGAAAACCCUGGAGCUCUCUCAGUUCCUCGUCAAGCACGUUCACCAGCAGAAGCUGACCGUUGACCUGGAGCCCCUUCAAACGGUCCUGCAGGGCCUGACCAGCGUCCUCACGUUUAACCGGACCGGCAAGAUGGAGGACACCUACUGGGCCGUCAUGAAGCACUUUGGAGUCAUGAAACCCAAAGUAGAAAAAAUAAAGCCUGAUAAGGAGGUCGCACAACAGUCCCUUCCCAAGAAGAAGAAGGGCUUUCUACCUGAAAGUAAAAAGAGGAAAAAGCGCACAAUGCUUGAUUUAGAGCCUGCAGGAGUCGCAGUAGAGCAAGCCACCCCCGAAGACAAACCAGCAGCCGACAAACCAGCGGCCGACAAACCAGGGGCCGACAAAGGACAGGCCAAAAAGAAACGCUCCAAGAAAUCAAAGCAGAAGCGACCGGCCAAUGGCGCACCGGCAUCUCAGCCCAACCCGGCCAAGAAGAGCAAGACACAACCAGAGAGCAAGAUGGCAAUGAAGAAGAAAAAGCCCAAACAGAAGAAAGAGGGAGGAGGGCCAAAGUGAUGUGGACACUGUUAUUUUUAAUGGACACAAAUUUGUUUUUUGUUAAUUUCCUUUAUGGCCGUGUCUUCGUCUGUUAAUUUGUCUGCUGCACACAUGGUAAUCACCGCUGCCACUCUGUGUCCGGCAAUAUGUUGCCGUAUGAGAUACUAAAAAGUUCCAAUGUGUGGGAGUGAAUUAGGAAAAUAUUAUUUUUCUAAUGUGCGGCUUUUGAUUAAAAAUAUAUAAACAAC
Platichthys flesus (European flounder) is the source of this 4164-nucleotide messenger RNA. It is a transcript of the gene mybbp1a, whose product is annotated as MYB binding protein (P160) 1a. Gene Ontology annotation, cellular component: nucleolus. The transcript is spliced from 27 exons. Gene Ontology annotation, molecular function: transcription corepressor activity; RNA binding; transcription factor binding. The record is from RefSeq and is a predicted model, not a curated record. Gene Ontology annotation, biological process: regulation of DNA-templated transcription. NCBI's taxonomy places the organism in Eukaryota, Metazoa, Chordata, Actinopteri, Pleuronectiformes, Pleuronectidae. The coding region runs from base 47 to 3934 and encodes 1295 amino acids.